Toxorhynchites rutilus septentrionalis is the source of this 4019-nucleotide messenger RNA. RefSeq names its product sorting nexin-27 (gene Snx27). The record is from RefSeq and is a predicted model, not a curated record. Lineage: Eukaryota; Metazoa; Arthropoda; Insecta; Diptera; Culicidae. Gene Ontology annotation, cellular component: early endosome. Gene Ontology annotation, molecular function: protein binding; phosphatidylinositol-3-phosphate binding. Gene Ontology annotation, biological process: signal transduction; intracellular protein transport. Bases 478 to 2001 code for a protein of 507 amino acids. The transcript has 6 exons.
AUUUUUUUUCCAACAAUACCUUCACUACAUCGUCAGUGCAGAGGGAUCUUGAAAGAGCCGGAAUCAAUACGUUCCUGUUUUGGAGACAGGUAAUCUUGGAUUGAGGCAUUCGCUUCGCUUCCGGGAUUUCCUCACAGAGAAGAAAGUGAUGGCUACGUGAGUAAACACUUUUCGGUCGACUUCGGUGUCCGCGAGUUCUUUGAGAUAUACAUUCUUGGAGGGAAUGUAUGUGUGAAUUGCUGCACCGUUUACUUGACUGCUGCUGAUUGUUGUGUUCGUUGUUGGUGUAAGACCUCGGAAGGUGUGAGAAGAAAGAGCAAAAAUUGCCAAUCGAUAACUGGAGAAUAAAAGUUUUCAAUCUGGUGUUCCCCUUCUCGGCCUGAAGAAAUUUGAAUGCUACAAUGAACUACAAGUUUCGAAGUUGAGUGCUGGUGGAUGUGAUUAGUUCAGCGCGGCUUCGAGUGGAUUGACACGACGAUGGCCACCACUGGAAUGGGGAUUGGAUCACGCAACGGGGUUAAAGAGAUGAAUGCCAGCGGUCCGCGCGUUGUGACCAUCCACAAAACGGAAACCGGAUUCGGUUUCAACGUUCGGGGACAGGUCAGUGAAGGUGGCCAGCUGCGAUCGAUCAACGGAGAGUUGUAUGCCCCGUUGCAACAUGUCAGCGCCGUGCUGGACAACGGAGCUGCUGAGCUGGCCGGUAUCAAGAAGGGCGAUCGAAUCCUAGAAGUGAAUCACGUCAAUGUGGAAGGUGCUACACACAAGCAAGUGGUAGAUUUAAUCAAAUCCGGAGGAGAUACACUAACUCUAACGGUAAUAUCGGUAACGCAGCAGGAAGCCGAACGUCUCGAGCCAACGGAAGACCCGGGCGGAUACUCGUAUAUCGAUUAUUCGGAGAAACGCAGCCUACCAAUCAGUAUCCCCGACUACAACAUCAUUCACCGCGGCAAUGAGCGCUACGUCGUGUUCAAUAUUCACAUGGCCGGCCGGCAGCUGUGUUCCCGGCGCUACCGCGAGUUCGCUAAUCUCCACCAGCUGCUGAAGAAGGAAUUCACAGGGUUCAACUUUCCCAAGCUGCCUGGCAAGUGGCCAUUCCAGUUGAGUGAGCAGCAGCUGGACGCACGACGGCGAGGUCUCGAGCAGUACCUGGAAAAAGUAUGCGCGGUGCGCGUGAUUGCGGAGAGCGAUGCGGUGCAGGAGUUUCUCACCGAUUCGGAGGAUGACAUCGCGGCCUCACCGGUGGACAUCAAAAUUAUGCUACCGGAUCACAGUGUUGUGACAGUGUCGGUGCGCAAAUCGGCCAACGCCCAGCUGGUAUGGGAGCAGUUAGUACAACGAGCGAGUCUAACCUCGUACACACAGCAAUAUUUUUACCUGUUCGAAAUAGUUGAGUAUAACUUCGAGCGGAAGCUGCAACCGCAUGAAAUACCGCAUCAAUUGUACGUGCAAAACUACAGCACGGCGUCCAGCACCUGCCUGUGCGUGCGCCGAUGGCUAUUCUCAGUCGAACGGGAGAUGACACUGCCGACGGGGGAGCAAGCUGCCAAGUAUAUUUUCUUUCAGGCGGUCGAUGAGGUUAACCGGGGAAACAUCCGAGCGGAUGGACGACUGUACGAAUUGAAGGCUCUACAGGACUCGAAGAAGGCGGACGAGUACCUCUCGUUGGCCCGAACGCUGCCAGGAUAUGGCGACAUUGUAUUCCCCCAUUGCGCCUGCGAUAGCCGCAAGGAAGGACACGUCGUACCGGCAGUCGGUAUGAAAAGCUUCCGGUUGCACGCUUGUCGUGAGGAUGGGGCUCUUGAGGCGCAGACGGUCGAACUGCAGUGGGCCACUAUUUCACGCUGGGAGAGCGAUGAGGAAUCGAUGGCAUUCUGCUUCCAGUACAGUAGAUCUGACAAACCACCGCGAUGGGUGAAGGUGUUUACGCCAUAUCACGCUUUCUUAGCCGAUUGCUUCGAUAGAAUAAUGGAGGAACGCUCCUGGGACGACACAGGAGAGUAAUCAGAUUGCAGAGGGGAUAAGUUAGUGUAAACUAGACAAAUUCAUUCUUUCGAUAUAAUUUACUCGUGGAAAAGAAGGAAGAAAGUCUAAUUGAUGGUUGGAGAGACUAUGCAGAUUAACGUCCCAAUAAAGUUUUUGGAUUGCCGCAAGCCUAUCAAUAUGUUUCACAACAGCAUUUUCGGUUAUUUAUAAGGUUGAGUAGCUCGGAAUAUUUCAUUUAUGAGUUAACAUUUUUCACACUCUACAGAACUAAAUGCUUCAAACCUUCCGAAACAUUUCAAAACCACUUCGUUGAAAUGUUUAUUUUUCUAUAAUUAACCGUAAUACCGUAAUUAACGUAAUAUCAUGAGGCGAUUUAGUCGACUAAUAUUAAAAAUCUACAACUUCUCUGAUUAAAAUUUCUGUUUUCUCCUUUUAUAACCGAUAUUUCUUCCGAGUGUGGGCCGUCUCACAAAGCGGUUUUGUUUCUCCACUAAUGACAACAUAUUUUGAAAUGUUUGCGUCCCGUCUAGAAAAAUGAAUGUGAUUCUAUCAAUCAAAAAGUAUAUAACAUCAGUUUUAUUACGAUUCAUGUGAUUAUUAGUUGAUAUAAGAUCAAUAAUUUAUGUUAACACAGUUCACAAAAGCGAUAUCCGUUCACUAUUGGUGGUACUUACUCAUUCAGUCCCCAAAACCAUCCAUCGAUUGUGAAGAAAGUGCUGGAAAGUAUUAAGAGUGAGCAUGAUGUGAUAGUUAAGAAUUCUUAGCAGUAACAGGGUGUCAUCUCACGUCAGUCAAACCGUUUUAGUCGUGUCAUAGUUUAGAAAAAAAUCAAACACUUUCUCUCGACAAGUGUAAAAUGAAAAAAAAAUAAUAUCACUCACAUUUCGUAGGUAGAACUCUCGCACUCGAAUGCAUUUAGUUGAUGUUUAGACGAAAAGUAAUUGCAGAAUGAUCGUGAUUUUCUGCUAAGAAUUCUAGCUCGAACAGGAAAUAAUUGUUAUUUUAUUCUAAAUAUUACUGAUACAUUCCUUUUGCGGAAAUUAUAGAGCAGAGAUCGUAGAGCUUUUAUCAUUUCUCGUUUCGAUGAACUUGUCAAUUUCCUCCCUGAAGUCACGAGAUCAUGAAGUUGGAGCAUAUAUUGGUACAGUUAUAUUCUCAUUACAAUUUAUAAUAAUUUGCAUGAGCAAGUAGCAUAGUGUAUGUGGACUCAUUAUACAAGAAAGAUAGUUUUUGGCGUAGAAAAGUGUCUAAUGUAGCAACUAAUUUUCAACUUGCGAGAAUAAUCGCUUCCUCCAAAUUACAAUUCACUCUAAUUUGUCCGAUUUGAGUUUGCGAGGUCAAAGCUUGUUUUGGCGGAACUAGUCGACACAAAACUACCAACAACAAAAUCCUUUAAGAGCCUCUACGUUAUUGACAAUGCAGACAGAGACGCUUACGCUUUAUGAGUGAAGAGUGAUUGAAUCUUUUGCUUUGUCUAAUAUGUAAAACUUGUUUUAUCUUAAGAAUAUUAAAACACUCUACAUAAAUUCCAUCAUUAUUAUAGAGCCUCUAAUGUUAAGAAACAGAUUUCAAUUACAAACAAAAGGAACACCUUGUUAUUAAACUGUAUCAUCCCCACUGCAAACAUAAACUACGAAAAAAAAGCAAACUUAAUAAAACCACAUCGUGUUAGUGAAACAGAAAACAGCGGGGCAUGUCUUUACAGAUUUCGAAUAGAAUUUAAAUAUCCGGUUGAUAUGUAUCAAAAUGAAAUAGUUUUAAUAGAGGUGUUUUGGGAAGUAACAGAAAAAUUGACAAACAGAAAUAUAUUUGGAGCUGAUAUAAAAACUAGUUACUGCAUUUCGAAAUGAUUAUGUCAAAUAGAUUUAUCGAAAAAUUGUGAAAAUACCAGUCAGCUAAUCAUGGAACAUAUUCUGUAAGGAUACAAACCGAAACACAAAUUUACAUUGAAGCAAUGAAUCACUCAUUAACUGUUUGAGCAUGCUGCAAGAUGGUGAUUAUGAAGAGAAAGUAAUAACACACUUUGAAACGAGGAA